Rhizophagus irregularis DAOM 181602=DAOM 197198 is the source of this 381-nucleotide messenger RNA. Lineage: Eukaryota; Fungi; Glomeromycota; Glomeromycetes; Glomerales; Glomeraceae. The record is from RefSeq and is a predicted model, not a curated record.
CGAGGAGAAGAAUCAUCAAUUAAAAAAAGACAUCAAUGGCAAAUUGGAGAUCUAGGAUUAUCACAACCUUCAAAUAAUACGUCAUCAAAUAAUGAAAUAUAUGGGGUGAUACCUUAUAUUGCACCAGAAAUAUUUAGAGGGUCUGGAUUUUCUAAAGAAUCUGAUGUUUAUUGUAUGGGUAUGAUUAUGUGGGAGCUUACAACAGGUUGUAAACCUUUUGCUAAUGAUGAACAUGAAAUUGAGCUUGCUUUUAAAAUUCUUGAUGGGGAACGACCUAAAAUUACGGAAAAUACACCAGAAUGCUAUGCUAGUUUAAUGAAAAGUUGUUGGGAUCCUGAUCCUAAAAAAAGACCUUCUAUGACAGAAAUUCGUAAAACCUUU